AUGGGAGCCACCCCCUUCACAGAAAGGAUCUUAAAAGCAAAACUCCCUAAAGGAUUCGACAAGACCACGGACAUGAAAUAUGAUGGAACCAAAGAUCCCCAGGAACACCUAAUGGCCUUCGAGGCCAGGAUUAACCUGGAAGGAGCAGUCGACGCAGUACGAUGCAGAGCUUUCCCGGUAACCUUGGCCGGACCAGCAAUCAAAUGGUUCAACGCCCUCCCCAACGGAUCCAUAACCAGUUUCCACGACAUCUCGCGGAAGUUCAUGGCCCAAUUUACAACCAGAAUCACCAAGGCUAAACACUCUAUCAGCCUGCUAGGGAUCACACAAAAGCCGGAUGAAUCCACACGAAAAUACCUCGAUCACUUCAACGAUGAAUGCCUAACGGUCAACGGACUCAUGGAUUCUGUCGCGAGCCUUUGUUUAACCAACGGACUCAUGAACGAAGAUUUCCGCAAACACCUCACCACCAAACCAGUAUGGACCAUGCACGAGAUUCAGAACGUCACCAGAGACUACAUAAAUGAUGAGGAGGUCAGCCAAGUCGUCGCCGCCAAUAAACGGCAACACGGCAACCACCAACACGGCAACCCGACAUCCCGCCAUAACCAGAUAUCCAGAGAAACCCCGAUCACCGAGAUAUAUCACCAGAUAGCAGAUCGAGGCAUUAUCCCAAAAGCCCGACAACUCAAAGAAAGAACCGGCGACAACAAAACCCUUUAUUGCGACUACCACCGAGGUUACGGGCACAGGACACAAGACUGUUUCGAUCUCAAAGACGCCCUCGAACAAGCCAUAAGAGACAGCAAGCUCCCAGAGUUCGCCAAAAUCAUCAGAGAACCAAAACGUGCAGAAAGAGAUAGGUCGCCCGAGAGAGAAGGACGCAAUCCAAGAACGCAAAAACAACCUCCCAGGGAAAGUCCAGACGACGACCCGACCAUAAUAGUAAAUGUUAUCACAGGCAAAGAUAUAUCAGGCAAAUCGAAAUCAACACUAAAAAAGGACCUCAAAGUCAUGGCCGUCAGAGAUCAAGCCCCAACUGCCACUGCCAACAAAACGAUAACCUUCCUACCCGAGGACUGCCAGCACGGCACCUCGGCCGAAGACGCGCCCUUGGUCAUCUCAGCGAGAAUCGGAACGGGACUAGUGCGGAGAAUACUGGUGGACACCGGUGCAGACUCCAACAUCCUCUUUCGAGGAGCCUUCGAAAAGCUUGGGCUCCGCAACGAAAACCUCCAAACACACCGCAAUGGCGUCACAGGACUCGGGGACAACUUCCUCAAACCGGACGGUUCCAUCACCCUACCCCUCACCAUAGGGACAGGCAACCAAAGGAAGACAAUCCUGUCCGAAUUCGUGGUUCUAAAAGAUUCCACCGCCUACAACGUCAUCCUCGGAAGAAAAACAAUCAAUGACUUCUCUGCCAUCAUUUUUACCAAAUACCUCCUUAUGAAAUUCAUAACGGAAGACGGCUCCAUCAGCACUAUUCACGGAGAUCGUGAAGUCGCAGCAGAAUGCGACAACACCAUCCUAGCUUUACAAAAAAAAUCUCGCGACGCGGCUGGAAUAUUCCUAGCCGAUUUGGACGCCCGACAAGAUGGCCAAACCAGGCCAGAACCAGAAGGCGACAUGGAAAAAUUACAAGUAGGACAAACCAAAGACAAAUACACCUUCAUCAACAAGAACCUCCCAUACGACCUUAAGGAGGACCUUUCCCAAUUCCUAAAAUAA
This is a messenger RNA of Arachis duranensis, 1731 nucleotides long. RefSeq lists its product as uncharacterized. The record is from RefSeq and is a predicted model, not a curated record. Lineage: Eukaryota; Viridiplantae; Streptophyta; Magnoliopsida; Fabales; Fabaceae. Gene Ontology annotation, biological process: proteolysis. Gene Ontology annotation, molecular function: aspartic-type endopeptidase activity. The coding region runs from base 1 to 1731 and encodes 576 amino acids. The transcript is spliced from 2 exons.